GGCGAGGAUCGGGGGCGGGGUUACGGGGUGGAGGCCAACGGGGGUGGGCAGGGCCCUGGGGACCCCUUUAGCACCUGGAGACCUCGUGCGCCGCGCUGGGGACUCUGUGGGCGCCUUUGAGGCCUCCUGGCGGUGUCUGGGAUCCCGCAGGCCGCAUUGAGGACUCUGUGCAACCCCUUGAGGACCUCUUAGGCCGAUUUGGAACCCCUUUGGGUAACUCACACAACCCUGGGGACCCUUGGGCCAUGAACGCCCACCCGGUGGACACCACGCAGCCCGAGGAGCUCCCGCUGCCCCCUGAGCCCCUUCCCACACAUGUCAGGGGGAUCGGUGUGGAGCAGCAGAGCACCCAGGAGGAGUGGGAGGCGGUAGAGGAUAUCCAGUCAGUGCUGCUGGGGAGAUCAGCUGGUCCUGUGCCCCUCAUAUCCUUCAACGAAGCACUGCAGUUCUUCCAGACCACAGACCUGUCCGAGUGCAGGAAGAAGAUCCAAGCGACAGUGCACAGGCAGGGCCUGGCUGCUCUGCUUCACUUCCUCUUUGGGCCCCCCCGGCUCCAGCAGCAACUGCAGGGCGAGCGGGACCUGGCUCUUGCCAUUGCUCAUUGUGGCUUGGAUGAUAACCAAGCAGUGCACAUGAGAAUCCUGCAGACCAUCUACAAGAAGCUGACCUGCUCCCGGCUGGGAUGCCCACGCUACGGCACGCACUGGGAGGAGCUUGGCUUUCAAGGUGCAGAUCCAGGGACCGACCUGCGAGGGACAGGGAUGCUGGGCUUGAUGCAAAUGCUGUACUUUGUGAUGGACUCUCAGACACUGCCUCUAGCUCUAGAGAUUUUCAGGCUCUCCCGGCACGAGACACAGAAUUUCCCCUUCUGCAUCAUGUCUGUGAACAUCACUCGCCUCGUGCUGCAGGCCCUGAGGGAGGAGUGUCUCUCCAGGGAGUGCAACCGCAGGCGGCAAGUCAUCGCCGUGCUGAACGACCUGUAUGCGGCGGCGUUCCUGCAGCUCUACCGAGUCUGGAAGUCACAGCACAAGACCAUCGCUGACUCUGGCUUCCUCCUGAAGGAACUGGAGUUCUCCACCAAAAAGAAACCGAAGCAGCUCCUGAAAUCCUUGGAGACCUAUGUGAGCAGAAGCCCAGUGUCCACAGCCGAUGGCAUCCAGCAACCAUCCCCUCUGUCCAUCAGCAGCAGCCGGGCUGGUGAAGAGAUAAACUUCACAGGCAUUUGUGACCUACAGGUUGAGCUGGAGGGAGAGGCACGGCUGAUCUGAAAUGAGGGGCUCAGUGCUGUGUGGGUAUGCAGCAUGGGCACUGGGAGGGGAGCUGGGGGCCUGGGCAGUCAGCAGAGUGCUGCAGAGCGUGCAUUUUGCAGCAGGGUGGCUGUGUCCAUCCCUGCCUGCCCCAGCAUCCUGGCUGCAGUUUGUUGGUGUCGCUCGGAGCUAUAGGUGCAAACCGCAGCCUUUGACCCUUUCCAAGUAGAGAUAGUCAGGCUGGUGGGUCACACGGUGUUCAAGGUAGGGUUUUCCAGCCUAAAUGGGUCAGUGAUUUGAAAUCAAGGUAGGAGAAAAAAAACAGCUGGGUUUUGUUAGCCACCAGCCUUGUGCUGGACUCCACGCCUGCCUUGCCGGCUCAGAUGUGUGGCGUUGCCCAUCCUUACCCCGGCAGAGGCUGGAAGUGCAGGUGGGAAACUUCAGGUGGGAGCUCUCCCUGCUGCAGGGCUCACUGCUCCGGAGCACGUGGAGGGGUGUGAAACUCGGAGCUUUGCGUUAGAGCUCCUUAUUGCCCAUCUGUGGUGCUGACGGCACCAGCACAGCCCCAUGGCUGAGGUUGGGGUGGGCAGCAGCCCCUCGUUUCGGGAGCCCUCCUCAGCACCUCCAGGGAGUGGCUGUGUAUGGAUGUACCAAAAUAAGCUGUUAAAAGGAAAAAAAAAAACAACACA
Messenger RNA from Phasianus colchicus (ring-necked pheasant), 1936 nucleotides. It is a transcript of the gene ELMOD3, whose product is annotated as ELMO domain containing 3. The record is from RefSeq and is a predicted model, not a curated record. Lineage: Eukaryota; Metazoa; Chordata; Aves; Galliformes; Phasianidae.